AUGACGGAGAGACUGCGGAUCCUUGUGGUUGGCUCCGGCGGGCGAGAACAUGCUCUUGCCUGGAAGCUGGCCAGGUCACCCUCGGUCGAUGUGGUCCACGUCGCUCCCGGUAACGGAGGCACAGAGGCCGACAACAUCGUCAAUGUGCACAUCUGCGCCAACGACUUCACAGAGCUCGUUGCUCAUGCAAGAAAGCAUGGUCUCAAUUUGGUAGUUGUCGGCCCCGAGGCGCCUCUGGUCGCCGGUAUUGAGCAGUUCUUCAGAGCCGUGGGCAUCCGAUGCUUCGGCCCCAGCAAGGCGGCGGCAAGAAUGGAGGGAUCCAAGGCCUUCUCCAAGGAUUUCAUGCUGCGUCACGGAAUCCCGACGGCAGCAUUUCGGAAUUUCAGCGACUACGCCUCUGCACGCGAAUACCUGGACUCAGUCAACCACGAUGUCGUGAUCAAGGCCGAUGGGCUUGCCGCCGGAAAGGGCGUCAUUAUUCCGAAGACGAAACAAGAGGCACACGACGCCCUGAAAAUGAUCAUGGUGGACCGAGAAUUUGGCUCAGCCGGCUCGCAGGUCGUGAUUGAGGAGUUUCUAGAGGGCGAGGAGUUGAGCGUUCUCUCUUUCAGUGACGGUUACACCAUCCGGUCGCUGCCGCCUGCUCAAGACCACAAGCGUGUUUUUGAUGGCGAUCAAGGCCCCAACACAGGAGGUAUGGGUUGCUACGCGCCCACAAGAGUUGCGUCAAAGGAGCUCAUUGCACAGAUUGACCGCGAAAUCGUUCAGCCCACGGUCGACUGUAUGCGGCGUGAGGGCAUGCCCUUCGUUGGUAUGCUCUUCACUGGCUUGAUGAUCACUAAGAAAGGGCCCAAAGUCCUAGAAUACAAUGUCAGAGGAGGAGACCCGGAAACGCAAACUUUACUGCCUCUGCUGAGUGACGACACUGAUCUGGCGAAAGUCAUGCUGGCAUGUACGGAACAUUGGUUGGAUGGCGUCGAACUCAAGAUUGAAUCCAAAUUCGCGGCUACGGUGGUCGCAUGCGCUGAAGGCUACCCUGGUCCUUAUGCGAAAAACAGACCCAUCUCAGUACAGCAAGCUCCUGAUGAUACAUUCAUCUUCCACGCCGGUACGGUCAAGGACGGAAAGCAAAUCAUUUCGACUGGGGGCCGGGUGAUCGGAUCGACCUCAACUGCGGAUACGUUGGAAGAGGCGGUGGCCAAAGCGUACAAGGGGAUGGAGUGCAUCAAAUUCAAUGGGAUGCAUUUUAGAAAAGACAUUGGUCACCGGGCAUUCAAGCGAAAGGCGCAGGAGAAAGGUCCAGAAGAGGCUGUCAUGACCUAUGCGUCGGCAGGAGUGUCUAUUGAUGCAGGGAACAGCCUCGUGUCCCGGAUCAAGCCUGCGGUAAAGGCGACCGCGAGACCCGGGGCUGAGGCCGUCAUCGGUGGCUUUGGCGGAGCCUUUGACCUUGCGAAAGCGGGCUACCACGAGAAGUCUCCCAUCGUCAUUGGAGCAAUUGACGGAGUCGGCACAAAACUCAAAAUCGCCCAUGCGAUGAAUGUUCACGACACCGUCGGCAUCGACUUGGUGGCCAUGAACGUGAACGAUCUUGUUGUGCAGGGAGCAGAGCCACUUAUGUUCCUCGACUGCUACACUUGCAGUAUCCUGGAUGUGGACAUUGCCAGUGACUUCAUUCGCGGCGUCUGCGAGGGCUGUAAGAUUGCCAACUGCGCUCUGGUUGGAGGAGAGACUGCUGAAAUGCCAGGUCUCUUGAGUGGGACCGAGUACGACGCAGUUGGUGCCGCUCUGGGAGCGAUCGAUACUCCUGCUGGGAAGAGAAUACUGCCUGACAUAGAAAGCAUGGUUGAAGGUGAUGUGCUACUUGGUCUGGCAUCAAGCGGAAUCCACUCGAACGGCUUCUCCCUGGUCCGGCGCAUUGUGGAGAAGAUGCAUCUGGCGUUGUCAGAUAUUGCGCCGUGGAACUCUGAAACCACGGUAGGAAGAUCGCUGCUUACGCCGACCCGGAUUUAUGUGGUUUCUUUGUUGCAGGCUGUCAAGCGAGACUUGGUCAAAGGCAUGGCGCAUAUCACGGGCGGUGGGCUCCUGGAAAAUGUUCCCAGAAUGCUUCCCGACCAUCUUGCCGCCGAGAUCGACGUUGCUACCUGGAGCCGCCCUGGUGUGUUCAAGUGGCUUCAAGAAGCAGGCAAUGUCAGCAACGAAGAGAUGAGUCGGACCUUCAACAACGGGAUAGGCAUGGUCCUUGUCGUAUCUGAUGUUGCGUCCGGAGAGGUGAGGAAAAUUCUCGAAGCCCAGGGCGAAACCGUCUACAAGAUCGGUAAGCUGGUGGAGAGAAAACCAGGAAAGGAGGCUUGCAUCUUGCAGAACCUCGACUCGUGGGGUCCGUCCUAG
Cladophialophora immunda is the source of this 2388-nucleotide messenger RNA. Its product is annotated as phosphoribosylamine-glycine ligase. Gene Ontology annotation, cellular component: cytosol. Gene Ontology annotation, biological process: 'de novo' IMP biosynthetic process; adenine biosynthetic process. Gene Ontology annotation, molecular function: metal ion binding; phosphoribosylamine-glycine ligase activity; phosphoribosylformylglycinamidine cyclo-ligase activity. The record is from RefSeq and is a predicted model, not a curated record. NCBI's taxonomy places the organism in Eukaryota, Fungi, Ascomycota, Eurotiomycetes, Chaetothyriales, Herpotrichiellaceae. The transcript has a single exon. The coding region runs from base 1 to 2388 and encodes 795 amino acids.